ACAAUUGAUUUAGUGGCGUCACCUAGUAGCCACAGCUUUUUGCAUGUUGUGAUCACACUAACUUUACUAUGCCACCAAUUCUCCCAUCCUUGGAGACACCUGAAGAAGAGUCUCAAGGUAGCAUUGUUGAUGAUUUUAAUGUAAACCAGAUGGCAGCACAACAGCCAAGUUCAUCUGACACAGAUGAAGAUGAGGAAUUUGUAGGAAAUGGUGGUUACCAAAUUCUUUCCCAAGAGCCUCCUUCACAAGUAGUCCAUGAAAGUGUAGAUGAAUUUUUUGAUCUGACGCAUUCCACGUGUUCACCAUCCACAACAAAAGUAGAUGUGCAUCCUGACAUGCCAAAGAAUGAGGAGGGAUGGGCAUCUGAAAAUUGGAACACUCAUCUUGGAAUAAGCAGAGCUGAGCCUAUGAAUGAGGAGCAUGCAAACAAGAUUAAGUCAAUUAUGUCUGGUAUUGUGCUGCCAUCUGCAUCACAACCAGCGUGGGCUAAUUUAUUUCCGGACCAAGUAUGGAAACAGAAGCUUAUAACUGAGUUGAGCACCAAGAAGACUGGAAGUAAUUGAUAGUCAAAGUCCUUGCUGAGAGUAACUGUGACAUCUCGUCUGCCAGGAUGAUGAAUUGAAGUAGUUCUGUCUAUAGCGACCUGGGUCACACAGAUGAGGAUAGAGCAAGGUACAACAUCGCCCUGCUUUUGACGAGGGCUGUCAUGUUUAAGGGUGAAUAACAAUAGAUACUUUCAAUUAGAUUAGGACAUCGUAUAAUGCUGCGAGUGCAUCACUAUAUUUUGUAUUACGAUGGGGUUUCAUAGCACUCUAAGGGUUCAGAUAAGGGUUCAGAUAGCAGUGAAAUUUUUUGUUACGAAAGCGGUAUGAUACCAUUGCGUUGUCUAUGUAACGUGAAAUCUUCAUAUAUUUACGAUUGAUUUGGUGGACCAAUUACAAUCUUAACGAGAUACUUCUGUACAGAAUGCCGUAAGUGGCCGUAUCCGUUCAUGGAGGAUGAAUUUAUUAUGUUAAAAACUGUCGGGAUAGUGAUAGUGAAUAGUGAUGUAUAUCUACGUAAUCUCACUGGGUUUUCUAUGGCAUUGGUCAUAUAGCAUACGUAAUCUAUAAUGAGUAUAUGUGUUGUGCACUUUUCGAAAGGCAAGAUAGUGUAUUUCUCUGUGAAUUACCUUACAUGUACCAUACGCUUAUAGCGUGCAUCCAGAAACAAUUGGUGAAUCGUUUACCCUAUAGAUUUUAUAGGUUCUAUAGAUUCUAUCUUGAUUCGAUAGUAUAGAACAUGCAAUACGUGACCUUGUGCGAGAGAACGUGCCAAUAACGUGAGCAUAUCUAUGCUCACAGAUCUAUUAUAUGAUCAUUCUAAUAAUAGGAUUGAAUUUGCCAGUGCUACUAUUACGAAGGAAUUCAUAUAUACAUCAGGAGUAGAUAAUAGGGAAUAAGAAUCCCUAUUAUCUACUUCUGAUAUACAUGUUGUAAAUAUGAAAUCUAGUUUUUUCUGGCUGCUUAUUUUACAUGUCUUGGCAGUUGCACAUAUGUGUCAGGAUUGGUAUGAUGUGUAUUCCGUAAUUUACACAGAAACGUGGCCUGCUAGGGUGAGACAGAGCACGCGCUCCUCAAUUAUUGGAAAAAUAACGUAAUAAGCGUAUUAAGCAUGAAUGAGCCACUAAAAUACAUGUAAAAAUAAAACGAAAAAUAAUAUAUUCAAUGAGAUAAA
Messenger RNA from Priapulus caudatus, 1716 nucleotides. Its product is annotated as male-enhanced antigen 1-like. Bases 69 to 563 code for a protein of 164 amino acids. The transcript is spliced from 6 exons. Gene Ontology annotation, biological process: spermatogenesis. NCBI's taxonomy places the organism in Eukaryota, Metazoa, Priapulida, Priapulimorpha, Priapulimorphida, Priapulidae. The record is from RefSeq and is a predicted model, not a curated record.